AGAUCGAAAAUUAUAUAAACUGGGAUUAAAAGGGUUUUAUGUCAAAGAUGACAACGACAGUACAGGGGAGGAACAAGCAUCCGAGGAGGAGAACCGUUGUCCCAAUGCAACAUUAAAGGUGGAUAUUAAUCAUGCUCUUGACCUGGAAGAAGUCGAACUAGACUCAGAGGCCGAGCUUAUGAAGAGUAUGGGAUUGCCUCUUCAGUUUGGCGGGCAGUCAGCCCACAGGGACUUUGUGGCAACAGAAAGUUACAGAAAGAGAAGUAACAUGAAGAUUAUGAAAAAGAAAAAGAAGAAGCAAAAAGAGUUGCAGCAAAAACAUGAGGAUAAAAUGGGGCAGGAAAUCCAGGAUCGAGCUUGCGGUAUCCAGUCCAUUUCUGGUGAGCUGGCCAUAGCUACAGAGCAGUGUGAGAAGAGCAGCAAACCCCAGGCUGUAUGUGAAGGGAACUGUGGAAGUUCAGAAAGUCUUGCAAAUGAGGCUUUACCCAGCGAACUUAAAGAAAAAUGGGAGAAGUACUGGAGUGAGUACGGAGAGGGCCUUCUCUGGCAAAGUUGGCUCGAGAAGCAUCAAGAGGUCUCAUCAUCUGAGGCCACCACAGCUUCCGAGCCUUGGAAUAGUCCAGACACCAGGGAAGAGUGGGAGCAGCAUUAUAGCGAACUGUACUGGUAUUACUGGGAGCAGUUUCAGUACUGGACAAGUCAAGGAUGGACUACUGAGAGCUCACAUGGUGACAACAUGGAAGCUAAUGGGGUUACCCAGGAGACGGGUUUUUCGGGAAAAAUGGAUUUGGUUAGCCCAGGGACUGAAUGCAGUGAAGUGCUGAGCUUGGAGCUGUCUCCCUCUAUCCCCAGAAGCGAGGAAACGCUCCCUUCAGGUGCUGAGCCCCACAGUGAAAUAAUCUCUGGGAUUUGUAAUUUAAAUCUGAAUUUGGAGGAAGUGGAGCAGAGCGGUGCAGCUCUAACGGUAGCCUACCAAGGUCCUCAAGAGCGUAGUUCAUCUGACAGUGAAAGCCAGAAGGAGCCCUGCGAUGGAGGAAACAGGAAGAGGAGUGCAUCUUGUGAAAAUAAAACUAUUAACCAGUCAGGUUCACGGGGGUCGUGUAGCUCGAAUUCAAAUGACAAAGAACAGUUGCUGCUUCAUGACCGAGAUGAAGACGAGGACGAAGAGCCUCCUGAAUACAGACAUGCCAAAGUCAAGAGAAGCCAUGAACUGGAUGUGGAUGAAAACCCUGUGGAAGAUCCUGAGGAAACCUGCUCUGUUUUGGGCUUCAAGUGUGGCACAGGACAAAAGUAUGGUGGAAUUCCAGAUUUCACCCACCGAAGCGUGCAGUACUUGGAGAAAAAAGCAAAACUCAAGUCCAAAUUCUUGGAUAUGCGUAAACCAAGGAAGAGCAAAAACACACACAUCUUCUUUGCAGAGGAAUCUGAAACGUCUUGCAAAAAAAAUAAAACUUUGAAGAAGGUGGAGGAGUUCCUAAAGCGGGUUAAUAAGCCUGGGGAGGAAGCCACAUCCCGGACAGCCUCUCCUCAGGGUAAAGCAGAGGCAUCGCCUGCGAGCAGUGACUCGGAGGAUCAGGAAGGCGUUACUGCUGCACAGACUGUGACACUGAAUGCUGAAAACCAAAAGCCACCAUCUUCCAGCACGGCCUUCACAGAACCUGGAGGGAGUAACCUUGAGGAGGAAGCACAGGAUGCGGCAGCGAGUGGCUCCGAUGGCCAGGGUGCGGGGAGGCAGGAGCAUGGUUGCGGGCGGCAGCUGGUCUCUCUGGAUAUUCCCGAUUAUCUCCGGGCAGAGACAGAGGAUGUCAGCCAAGCUGUAGAUGAAAAAAUUACCACAAAGAAGAAGGAGAAAAAAAGGAGGAGAAGGAAUAAAAUUGCCCUGGGAUCUAUACCUGCUGAGAUUGCGGCUGAUCCAGAGCUGGUCAAGUACUGGGCACAACGCUACAGACUGUUCUCUCGGUUUGAUGAGGGAAUUAAACUAGACAGAGAGGGAUGGUUUUCUGUUACUCCUGAGAAAAUAGCUGAGCAUAUUGCUGUCCGUGUUAGCCAGUCAUUCAACUGUGAUAUCGUAGUGGAUGCGUUCUGUGGGGUUGGAGGAAACGCUAUUCAGUUUGCAUUGACCUCAAAAAGAGUGAUUGCUAUUGAUAUUGAUCCUGAGAAGCUCAGUCUUGCGCGCAACAAUGCUGAGGUGUACGGUGUGGCGGACCAGAUAGAAUUUGUGUGCGGAGACUUCAUGGUGCUGGCUGCCGACCUGAAAGCAGAUGUUGUGUUCCUCAGCCCACCCUGGGGGGGCCCUGACUACGCUACUGCCGAAAUCUUCGAUAUCCAAACCAUGAUUUGCCCAGAUGGAUUUGAAAUUUUCAGGCUCUCCAAGAAGAUCACCAACAAUAUUGUCUAUUUUCUACCUCGGAAUGCUGACAUUGACCAGGUGGCUUCCUUAGCAGGGCCGGGAGGGAAAGUUGAAAUAGAACAAAAUUUUCUCAAUAACAAACUGAAGACGAUAACGGCUUACUUUGGUGAUCUAAUAAGGCAUGACAUCGCCUGAACUCAGUGUGGAUUCUUCCAAACCCAGCCUCCCUGACUGCUGCUUUGCCUAAGCUUUUGUACAGCUGCCUGGUCAAAAAUGACUUAAAACCAUUUUCUGCUUUAAUUUCUGUUUACAGAAAUUUGUUGUGUUUAUUGCUACUGUCAAUAAAUGUUUUAUAAUAAUUU
This is a messenger RNA of Charadrius vociferus (killdeer), 2712 nucleotides long. RefSeq names its product trimethylguanosine synthase 1 (gene TGS1). Lineage: Eukaryota; Metazoa; Chordata; Aves; Charadriiformes; Charadriidae. Gene Ontology annotation, molecular function: RNA cap trimethylguanosine synthase activity. The record is from RefSeq and is a predicted model, not a curated record. Gene Ontology annotation, biological process: 7-methylguanosine cap hypermethylation; 7-methylguanosine RNA capping. Gene Ontology annotation, cellular component: nucleus.